Molecule: messenger RNA, 675 nt
Organism: Sphaerulina musiva SO2202
Lineage: Eukaryota; Fungi; Ascomycota; Dothideomycetes; Mycosphaerellales; Mycosphaerellaceae
Exons: 2
Coding region: 1-675 (224 amino acids)
Source: RefSeq, a predicted model, not a curated record
AUGAUAACGGAAAACCGUACAAAUUCGCCUCCGAGUGCAUCCGAGCCAGUGCGAGACUUUAGUGCACCUGACAGUGAACCAAACGACCACACGACGGACUUCCCUUGCAUCGAAGAGCCUCAGCCUGACCCAGAAAAGGAGUUGCUGGAAAACAUCUCACCUACCAUUCCUGCUCCCUCGCCUCUGCCAGAGGACAGUCCGCACAAGUACGGCUUGCGAGACUCUGCAAAUACGCCCCCAGUGCCGCAUGCAACCCAAGACAUUCAGCUGCCGAAGGCAAGGCGCAAGAGUAGUGGUCUGGAGAUCUUCAAGGACGGCGAAGAUCGCAGAAGGGGGCAUAAUUUCAAAUCAUCGGGCUUCGCAUACACUCGACCUCUUACUCUGGCCCAGAUCAAGUGCUACCGCGGCCACGCCAAGUUGCUGCUCAGUAGAAAUAGGCACGCGCCUGUUGAAUGCGCCGUAUGCCACAUCGAUGACCAAGCCGAACACUUCAGCUGCAGUUGGUGCGCGCUGCGAAUGUGCAAGUAUUGCAGAAAUGACUUGGCAGAGCGCGGCAUCUGUGCUCUGAAGGAGAGGAUUAAGAUUGCCGAAAUGGGCAACAGAGUCGACUCUGUUCACGGUAGCUCGGAUGAGAGCUUACAGGACUUGGGGAAGGUCACGUCCAAAUCUACGUGA